AUGAAUUUUGAGAGCAGCGGUGGGCUUGGAUAUCAAAAUGGCUACAACACGCUGCAAUAUUUCCCGAGUCCAGGCGGAUAUAUCGCACCACCGCCUCAUCCGCAGGAUUACGGAUUGAGAGUACCAGCGCAAUUUGAUAAAGUGAAUAGGCAGUUCAGGCAGCCAAUAUAUCCUCAUGAUUCGCUAGACGAGAGUCUUGCGAUACUCAGCACUCACGGUCCUUAUUAUCAUAGGGAUUCCACUCCUCAACAAUCUUAUCAGCCUCAGCAAUCUCACUAUCGGGCACAACCACAACCACAACUACAACCACAACUACAACCACAACCACAACUCCAACCACAACUCCAACCACAGCAGCCUUCACAAUCAGCUGCACCAUCCGUUCGGUUUCAACAGCCCUCCGCCAAGCCAGCAAAGCCCCCAUCGAAAGCAAAUCCAAAGCGCAGACGCAAACCGACGUGUGAACAGAGGUCUUAUGGACCUGGCAAGAGGUUGAAAUACCAGUACUCAGAGUGCACAGGCACCAGGAAGGCUGUGUGUAUAGGCAUCAACUACGUAGGGACUGAUAAUGAGCUGGGCGGAUGUCAGAACGAUGCUGACAAGGUUAGGAAGUUCUUGAUCAAACGUUGCGGUUAUAAGCCACAGAACAUCAUGCUACUCAAGGACUCUAAUGACACAGAUACUAGUAUGCAGCCCACAAAGAAAAACAUGCUUGCGGCUAUGCGCUGGCUUGUUGACGGUGCUAAACUCAACGAUGCACUUUUCUUCCAUUAUAGUGGACACGGCGGACGUACAAAAGAUUUAGAUGGUGAUGAGGAUGAUGGCUUUGACGAAACAGUGUACCCAGUAGAUUUCCAGAAAGUUAAGGGACACUUAGUUGACGAUACCAUGUACGACGAACUUGUGGCACCAUUGCCGGCGGUACAGCACUCGACCUGCCUUUUACUUGUCAGUCUAUUCGAGGAAAUGAAGCGUUUUAACGACGGUACAGAUGAUAGUAAUGGUGAUGUCAAGCAGCCUAAUAUCCUCAAAGAAGCUAGCAAAGAGCUUUUCUCUCACAGACUGCCGAACGGAAUGAUAUCGCCGUUGCACGAUGCGUAUUAUUUCUCAAAGAAGCUCUUCACGGGUAAAACAGAAGAUAAGAAACAGAAAAAGAAGGCGUUCAGUCCAGCAGAUGUUAUUAUGUUUGCUGCUGCAAAGGAUACGCAGACGGCUGCAGACGCAGGACAGAGUGGAGCUAUGAGCUAUGCGUUUCUUUCAACACUAUAUAAAAACAGGGAUGAGGAUAUGUCAUUCAUCGAUCUUUUGAAUGCGGUGCGCGAUAAGAUGAAAGGACAGUAUACCCAAAGACCGCAAUUAAGCAGCAGCCAUGAGAUAGAUAUGGAUUUAGAUUUUGUUUGUUGA
Wallemia ichthyophaga EXF-994 is the source of this 1404-nucleotide messenger RNA. RefSeq names its product Metacaspase-1. The transcript has 11 exons. Gene Ontology annotation, molecular function: cysteine-type endopeptidase activity. Lineage: Eukaryota; Fungi; Basidiomycota; Wallemiomycetes; Wallemiales; Wallemiaceae. Gene Ontology annotation, biological process: proteolysis. The record is from RefSeq and is a predicted model, not a curated record. The coding region runs from base 1 to 1404 and encodes 467 amino acids.